This is a messenger RNA of Copidosoma floridanum, 1053 nucleotides long. RefSeq lists its product as uncharacterized. The record is from RefSeq and is a predicted model, not a curated record. Lineage: Eukaryota; Metazoa; Arthropoda; Insecta; Hymenoptera; Encyrtidae.
AUGCCCAAAUAUUACACUUGGAAUCAAUCAACAAAGAAAUUCCAACAUCGCAAACAAGGAAUCCCAGUUCCAGAUUGGCCACAGAUGUUUUCCACUGAUGCACUAGGUCGCAUGUAUACUGUUCAUCCUAGAAAUGAUGAAUGUUUUUAUUUGCAACUGCUGUUGGAAUUCGUUCGAAAUAAUGUGCCGUUGCUGAGUGGACAGCAAAAACAGGUAUACGAAACAUUAAUGCAAGCGGUGGACAAUAAUACUGGUGGUCUAUUCUUGCUGGACGCACCUGGAGGAACAGGGAAAACAUUUGUCAUUUCAUUUAUCUUGGCCACUAUUCGAUCAAGAUGUGACAUGGUUUUGGCGUUAGCAUCAUCUGGAAUUGUGGCGACUCUUCUAGAUGGCGGUCGUACUGCACAUUCUGCGCUUAAGUUGCCACUCAAUUUAAACACAAUUGAUACUCCAACAUGCGAUAUUUCCCGAUCCAGUGCAAUGGGAAAAUUGUUGAUGCAAUGCAAGCUCAUUUUUUGGGAUGAGUGCACAAUGACACAUAAGAAAUCACUUGAAGCACUUAACUUCACACUGAAGAAUCUUCGGCGAAAUAACAACAUCUUUGGCGGCUUGAUGAUAUUGUUGGCAGGCGAUUUUAGGCAGACGUUGACAGUAAUUCCCCGUGGAACGCCUACAGAUGAAUUGAAUGCUUGCCCGAAGGCAUCACCUUUAUGGAAUAACAGUGCUGCACAAUUUUCCAAACAAUUGUUAGCUGUUGGAAAUGGAAAAGUCCCAGUUGAUGCGACAUCUGGAUUAAUUACUCUUACCAAUGACUUUGGCCGAUUUGUAGACUCUCAAUUAUCUCUUAUUGAAAAUGUUUUCCCAAACAUUAAGUUACCAGGAUUUUCACCACAUAACUUGCAACUCAAAGUUAAUACAGUUAUUAUGAUAUUGCAUAAUUUGAAUCUACCACCACUUUGCAACGGUACUCGACUUUUGGUAAAAAGACUUACGCCAAAUUUGAUUGAGACAACCAUUAAUUAUGAAAAGUACGCAGAACUGAAUGGAAUUUAG